AUGGUUGACCCAGUAAAACCUGUCAGGCCGCCAUCGAUAGCCGCCCUGUCGCUCGAAGACAGCAAGGUGGCCGACGAGCUCGAGGCCUUCCGGCGCCAGUGGCGGGCCGAGGUUGAGGCCAAGAAGGAGGUAGAGGUAGACGCAGGCGGCGUCAUGUGGAAGGGAACUGCUGAGGAGGGCAAGGUCGACAAGGGCAAAGGCAAGGGCAAGGCUGCGGAGGAGGACAAGCAGACGAAGGGAGACGAGGAGUGGCCAGAACCCGGCUCGGCUAUCAAGGCUGUGCGCUCGAGAUCGCCUGUCAAGGCUCGUCCGCGGUCACCCACCAAGCCGACGUCACCCAAGACGCUGCGCUCUCCUACCAAGACGCAGUUCCCGCGCUCGCCUACCAGAGCGCCAGCACAGCUACCCCGCUCGCCGACAAAGCCUACCCGCGCCGAGGCGGAAGGCACAGAGACUACCGACUUGAACUCGGCCUCGGCCUCGGACUCGGACUCGACCAUGCCCUUCCCCCAGCGGCGGCGCACGGGCGACGCCGUGGGCCUCUACACCCGCGCCGUGGAGGCCGAACAAGGGGGACGCCUAUCCGAUGCGCUGCACUUGUAUCGCCGUGCGUUCCGGGCCGACGAGAACGUUGACCGACUCUACGCGCUGAGCGUGCGCAAGGCUGCCGCGGCUGCCCCUCAGAUCCAGGAGGAAAAGGGGGAGGCGACGCCGACGCCAGUCGACAUUGUGGAUCCGUCUGCACCUGAUGAGUCCGAGUACACGUUUACGCGCGAGGUGCAGGUCCGCCCCGACUAUGAGCGGGAGGGUAGUCGCGUGAGCCCGCUCACGACGCUGCUCGAGGCGCGGGUGGGCGAUCCCGAGAGCUUUCCAGACUCGGAGGUGGGGGAUCCAGCCUUGUCAUUCCGUGCUGCAGACAACGCACUGCCGCUUCCCAUCGCUACGCUGCCGAGCGAAAUCCUCAACCGCAUCCUCCUAUUGCUUGAUGUUGCGGCGCUGGAGCGUUUUGGGGCUAGCUGCUGGCGAGCACGCCUCCUCACGGCCUACAGUGCUGCGUGGAAGAGAUUCGCAGGGGAGAUCUACAAUCCUCCGAUGGUGGAGAGUGUUGCGCUGGGGCGUGGUUUGGCACGUCGGCAUAGGGACGAGUGGCGCACCACUCUGGUCGAGGAGGAGCGCCUACGGAUGGACGGAGUCUACAUUUCGGUGUGCCACUAUAUUCGACCGGGCGCGGGUGAGCAGUGGGUCACCAUUACGCACAUGAUCACGUACCACCGCUUCCUUCGCUUUUACAACGACGGGCACGUCAUGUCGUUCCUCACGACUGACCACCCUUCGGACGUUGUGCCGCUGCUCAAGCCCUCGUUGCGAGCCAAGGGCUUACACUUUGGCCGUUGGCGCCUUGUGCGCGACGAGGACGAACGCGGGCGAAAACGUGCUCGCGUGAUCAUUACCGACCUCGUCGAGCCGGGCCCUGGCGCAAAGUACGAGUUUGAGAUGGAGCUCAAGCUGCGCGAGACCGGGCGCGGUCGGUGGAACAAGCUCGACCUCGUGUCUUACUCGUCCAUCAACCUCGCGACGGGUGAGGCCCUUGGUUUAACCCUCAAGCACCAGAAGCCAUUCUACUUUUCAAAAGUACGGUCAUACCAUCCCCCGUUCUAA
This is a messenger RNA of Cutaneotrichosporon cavernicola, 1659 nucleotides long. RefSeq lists its product as uncharacterized. The transcript is spliced from 3 exons. NCBI's taxonomy places the organism in Eukaryota, Fungi, Basidiomycota, Tremellomycetes, Trichosporonales, Trichosporonaceae. Gene Ontology annotation, cellular component: cytoplasm; SCF ubiquitin ligase complex. The record is from RefSeq and is a predicted model, not a curated record. Gene Ontology annotation, biological process: SCF-dependent proteasomal ubiquitin-dependent protein catabolic process. The coding region runs from base 1 to 1659 and encodes 552 amino acids. Gene Ontology annotation, molecular function: protein binding.